Raphanus sativus (radish) is the source of this 1307-nucleotide messenger RNA. RefSeq lists its product as uncharacterized. NCBI's taxonomy places the organism in Eukaryota, Viridiplantae, Streptophyta, Magnoliopsida, Brassicales, Brassicaceae. The transcript is spliced from 7 exons. The record is from RefSeq and is a predicted model, not a curated record. Gene Ontology annotation, molecular function: oxidoreductase activity. Bases 151 to 1083 code for a protein of 310 amino acids.
UCGUGAUGACACGUGGCUACCAAACAAUGUUGUAAUACUCGACGAUUAUAUAUAGGAUAGACUCCUGCGUCUUUUUAUCAACGAAAUACAAUAGAAAUAAGAACAACUAAGGCUCAGUUUCUCAGACAUAACUCAAAGAUCUUUCUACAUAUGGGUUCUUUAGACUUGUCCCACGCUUCAUCUUUCAAGGGAGGAAGUGAAACAUUUCUUCGGAAUGUGUUUGAGAAUAUACUGAAGACGUAUCUGAGGAAGAACCCAACGGUGAAGAACAUAUGGGAGCUUGUUCAGUCAGUGGACAACGAGAAGGUCUGCUAUGAUCACUUCACUUUCCAGACGUUAAAGGUGGAGGGUUACGGAAUAGAAUCCUUAACGAGCUUCUUCAUGGAUUAUGGAUAUAAAGCUGAAGGUGGGCUUGAUUUUCCAACGAAGAAACUAAGAGUUCUCACGUUUUCUCCUCCGGAUAUUUACGUCCCCGAUGAUGGUCAUGGUCUAGGCAAUGGCCCUUUGCCACGACUUGUUAUAGCAGAGCUUCUUGUGGACGAACUAAGUCCUGAAUCACAGGAGAUAAUAAGGAAGUAUCUUAAACCGCAAGGAGGUAAACAAGCGGUUCUUUCAAGUACUUUGGGGUCUUUAAUUUGGGAGAAGCCAACAUCCACAGACUUCCAGCAACUUGCCAAAGAGAGUGAAUUCGCGGCAUGGGUACUUAUCCACGGCUACGUGAUGAACCAUCUUGCAUUUUCUGUUCAUCGACUCAAACACCAAUUCAGUGACAUCAAAAGCAUCAAGAAUUAUCUAGAAGAAAAGAGAUUCGAACUCAACAACGACGGAGGAAUUCUCAAAGUGAGUCAAGAUGGUCUACUAUUACAACUGUCAUCCAUCUCGGAGAAGAUUACCGUUGAAUUUGCAGAUGAGGUUACUGAAACAAUCCCAGCUUCAUAUAUUGAGUUCACUCAACGUUUGGUUCUUCCAGAGUUCAAAAAUCUGCCUCAUAACCAGAUUAAAGAGUUCCAUAGACGCGAUGGAUUUGAUUUGGGUAACGCAACAAAUAUUUUGGAAAGCGCCCGUUUCACCUCAGAUGUUUAGAAUCCGUUUGGUCCAAUCCUGCUUUUAAUAAAAACCAAUAAUAAGCAUAUGGGUUUGUAAUGCAAAAAGUGUAGUCAAUGUGUGUGUAUUGUGGUAAGUGUGUCCUUUUCCAAAAGACUUGUCUGGUGUGGAUUGACGCUUACAUACCAGUACUAGACUAUUUCAUGGUAUAUGUAGUUUAAAGAUUUUUUAAACAUUCAUAAAAGAAUUUAAGUUUCCAGUGA